AUGGUCUUCAGCGCCAACGCACGAAACGGGCUUGGCACUGAUAGCCGUUCUCAUUGCUGGCUUUUUAUUAUUUUGCCAACAUCAUUUCCCGGUCGCUCUCCACCCAAUUCCCACAUUUCACCCACUCCGUCCGUUUAUAUUACAGCCAACUUCAUCUCGAGCUGUAAACCACCGCCACCCCCCGCCCGCUCCGACCAUCUACCCUUCCGACGGAUUAAUAUACCUCCCUGUAUCUCUCUCUAUCCCAAAACGCCUACACAUUUCCGCCGAUUGUUGAAACAUUUCCCUGAUAUUCGAAUUUCUGUACUUAUUUUUUUUCUUUUUUCUUUUUCUUUUCUCUUUCUUUCUCUUUUUCUCUUUCUUUCUCUUUUUCUCUUUCUUUUUUUUUCUUUCUUUUCUUUCUCUUUUUCUCUUUUCUUUCUCUUUCUCUUUUUCUCUUUCUCUUUUCUUUUUUCUUUCUCUUUCUCUUUUUCUCUUUCUCUUUCUUUUUCUCUUUCUCUUUCUCUUUUUCUCUUUCUCUUUCUCUUUUUCUCUUUUCUCUUUCUUUUCUCUUUCUUUUCUCUUUCUUUUCUCUUUCUCAAAUCUUUCGGUUUUCCCUGCCGCCCUCUUUGGUUCUCCUCUGCGGUUUUUUUCCCUUCCGCCCUCUUUGGUUCUCCUCCCCUUCCGCCCUCUUUGGUUCUCCUCCCCUUCCGCCCUCUUUGGUUCUCCUCCCCUUCCGCCCUCUUUGGUUCUCCUCCCCUUCCGCCCUCUUUGGUUCUCCUCCCCUUCCGCCCUCUUUGGUUCUCCUCCUCUUCCGCCCUCUUUGGUUCUCCUCUGCGGUUUUUUUUCCCUGCCGCCCUCUUUUGUUCUCCUCUGCGGUUUUUUUUUUCCCUGCCGCCCUUUUUGUUCUCCUCUGCGGUUUUUUUUUUUCCCUGCCGCCCUCUUUUUGUUCUCCUCUGCGGUUUUUUUUUUUCCCUGCCGCCCUCUUUUUGUUCUCCUCUGCGGUUUUUUUUUUUUCCCUGCCGCCCUCUUUUUGUUCUCCUCUGCGGUUUUUUUUUUUUCCCUGCCGCCCCUCUUUUGUUCUCCUCUGUUUUUUUUUUUUCCCUGCCGCCCUCUUUUGUUCUCCUCUGCGGUUUUUUUUUUCCCUGCCGCCCUCUUUUGUUCUCCUCUGCGGUUUUUUUUUUCCCUGCCGCCCUCUUUUGUUCUCCUCUGCGGUUUUUUUUUCCCUGCCGCCCUCUUUGGUUCUCCUCUGCGGUUUUCCUCGUCGCUUCUCCUUGUCGCUUCUCCUUGUCGCUUUCGUCGAUUCUCAUCGCUUCCCUUUUAACCCUCGCCAGUUUUCACACUUUUUCUCAUCUUCUCUUCUAA
Molecule: messenger RNA, 1344 nt
Organism: Acanthosepion pharaonis
Lineage: Eukaryota; Metazoa; Mollusca; Cephalopoda; Sepiida; Sepiidae
Source: the annotation of a GenBank genome assembly